CCGCGGUGUGAGGUUGGUGUGUCGUCCUCUUAUAAAUAGUCUGUUGAGCUGUUGACAUCACCCAAGCUUCGAAGAACUUUUGGAAUAAUUUAAAGUUAUGCGAGUGAUACUGACGGCUGAAGCUAAAUUCAGUAAAGUCUAUAUAGUAAAAACUGUUUAUGAAAAUAAGCCGCUUGAUGAUUAGCAUCUUUCGCUGUGGCUCGAGCAUGAAUGAAAAUUUGUGAUUCAUAACGAUUGUCCUCGGCUCACAGCUCAACGUAUUUCGCGUAUGGCAUUUUGUGAACAAUUUAAGAAUUAUUUAUGUUUAAUCAUCUCUCAUUGAUUACGAGAUUAUGAAAUCAAAUUUAUUCCAAUUUGUAUCGGUGAAAAGUAUCAGGGUUGGUUGUUUGAACUUCUAACGCGUUGGGUGAUAAUUGAAUGAUCUUUGACAGCGUAGACUGACCGUGUAGAGUGCGGGCAGUGGUCGCGGAUCACACAAGUGUGUGAUCGCUUGAUAAUUGGUGAUCGACUGGUGGUGUGUGGUCACUCUAAUCCCCAGGGUGCGGCGGCAAGCAUGAACUGCUCCAACCUCAUAUGCUGGGGCUCAUUCAGAGUCAAGCCGCAGCCUCAGUCGUAUCCAGGCUCACCGCGCUUGAAGCGGCGGGUGGAGAGUCAAUGGUCGUCACUGAUGUCUCGUUGCCGCAGCCUGGGCGCGGGCAACCGGCACUCCGUCACUCCUGCGGCUCAGCAACUCGUGACGCGAAGUGGCCGACGUGUUCAGGUCGUCGGCAACGGCCCGGGAGGCCGGGCAGCUCAAGAGUCCACUGCAGGCAGCAGCACAACCAAUACAAGCAGCGAAGGCAGUUCUUCAGGCGGCGCGUUGCAGAAUUUUAGAAGAAAAUUUGGCAGGAAUAACGCCAGAAAACAACGCGCUGUUUCGUUGUGCGAGGGAGAAGAAGAGUGGGCAAGUCCCCCGGAAUGGACGGAUUCUCGAGCUGUUUUAGAAUGGGCGCGUCGGUGCAGCAGGGAUGACGAUUCUGGAGUCCCUGCGAGUGAUACGGACGAAGCCCUCACUCCGAGCGCUGGGUCGUCUUGCCAAGACGAAGCUUUUAGUGAAGCUUGCAGCGACGACCGCAAUGUGGAGCACAGGUCGCCCACCGAUCCAUUGUGUCCUGCUCCAGGCCGUCACAGAGCUCCUCUGAUCGUGGCGGAUCACGUGUUGACCAUUAACACUGGUGCUGUUCUUGGCAGAAGACAUCAUAGAAUGUCUUAUUCUAGCUCCCCCAACGAAAGUGACCAACAUCCAAAACCUGCCGCACUUGAUGGGCAAAAAUGCAAACAAGCGCCUGUCGUAGUCGUUAAUUAUACAAAUGAUAGAAAUUAUACAUUGUCUCAGGGACAAUGCGGCCUCCCACCCUUUGCGCCUCCUAAAUCUGUGAUAACUUCUACUCCUGCUAAAUCCCCACCAUACCCCAGUCACAAUGCGUUUUCUUCGUCAAACUUUCCUAAUGCACCUAUGGUUCCAAACCACAUUCAACACCAAGCCAAUCAAAAUUUCGUUCCAAACUCUACAUACAAUUCUCAUAAUUAUCAUUCGGUUUCUCCUUCUCGGAGGCAUUAUUCUCCCUCUUCGAGCCGUCCUCCUGGCUACUGUCCUCUUAGCAAUGGCAAUACUGAUAGUCACUUGCCUGUAGACUCGCGGUUGCAGGUGCCAAUGAACCACGUUAACACGCCCAUUACGAUGACCUUAGGGCGAGUGCCCCGCUCGAACCGCACUGACUGCCGUACCUGUCUUACUCCUUCCCCACCUCACAGACCACCACAGAGUCCAUCUCAACCUCGACGGGUGUCUGCCCACACGGUAUCCCCACCACCGUGGGUCACGCCUGUUUCUCCCCACCGGAAAUCUCUGCGCGACUCACCACCUUCGCUUUCUAGUACAUCUUCUGCACUGGAGCCGGCGAUGUCUCCUGGCUCAACUGCAAUCAAGCCUGACUUGAACCGGUCCAUUUCUAGCACCCGUGAAGAUCCUGAUCAGUCGUGUUCGAGCGAGCAACUGAGCUACUGCACUCUGCCGCGCGCGCACCGCGAAGUCACCUUCCAGAUUCGCUCGGUGUUCUUCGAGAAAGGCCCCGGGCACAAGUCGCUGGGCUUCAGCAUCGUCGGGGGAAGGGACUCUCCUAAAGGUUCUAUGGGCAUCUUCAUUAAAACCGUGUUCCCGCAGGGGCAAGCAGCAACCAAAAUGUCGCUUCAAGAAGGAGACGAAGUGCUGACGGUGAACGGCAAGUCAUUAGCGGGCGCAUCGCACGCGGAGGCAAUCGCAGCCUUCAAGAGCAUCAGGCAAGGGGAGGUUCAUAUCACCAUCGGGCGUCGUAUGAAGAGGAAGACAAACCCCUCCCCAACUACCGGGGAGUGGACCUCCCAGGCCAGCCCCAACCAAGCCCCUGAGCAGCAAGGUUGUAAUGAAGCUCAUACUUCUUCCCCAAUCGAGGAAGUUAAAAAUGAGGCUGGGAUGAGGCAGAGGAUGAAUGAGCUGAGGAGUGGUGAAGCUGCUGACGUUGUUGCUGCUAUGCGUGUUGCGUCUCUUGACAUUGCGUCUUCGGUAUUUGAUCAGAACAGUUCUCACAAUAGUUUACUAGUAAAGGUUUGAAAAUCUUCUGUAAAACCCUUCAAUUCUAUUAUGCAACUUUGUACAGAUUUAACUGAAAUUGUGACUCCUCAGUCUUGGAGUAGGCAUUAGACAAUUUCUUCAAUCUUGCCAUACGUCAAUUGUUUUCUAUCAGUUUUUACGUUUUAUUAGAACAACGUAUUCGUGGAAAUAUGUUUCGUGAAAAGUUCCAGUGAGAUGGAAAAAAUAUCGGAUCUCGAAUUUCUGUGUAAUUUCUAUCAAUUAGGAACAUGGGCAGUUAAUGAGAAUUUGUAUCAAAUGCGCUUGAAUGGAUCAACCCGUACCCUAUUCUAGUUUAUUGACUCGCAAGGGAAUAUUUCUUUGCAGGUCGUUUUCUUAACAGUGAAAGAAGUUGUAGAUUCCUGUGGACUAACAAGCAAUUGUCUCUGCGGUAUAAAUGCUUUACAAGUCAUCAGAAGUAUAUCGUAAUCGUCUAUAUAUUAAGGUAGUACGGUGUCUAGGAUGUAAUUGUAUGUUAAAUGUUCAUAAUUAAUUUUGCAUUUCUUCAUUAUUAUUUGUGUCGGAAAGUUGAGAGUAUAAUUAGCGUAAAUGAGGCAUAGUUAAGUCGCUCAAACCAAAGCUAGUUUAUUGUCUAGUGCCGCGCUCGCGCGGCUAAUCAUCAAACUCUGAUUUUGUUUAUAAAUUAUUCGUACAUAUCCCAGUUUUAUGGGAAUAUAAUCAAUAAUAAAAUCUGUUUCAAUAUGGUGUUUCAAAAAUCGUAGUCGUCGGUCAGUUUAGUAUUUGAAAAAAGUAAGAGUUGAAGUAAAUGUUUGUAAUGCC
Molecule: messenger RNA, 3427 nt
Organism: Hyalella azteca
Lineage: Eukaryota; Metazoa; Arthropoda; Malacostraca; Amphipoda; Hyalellidae
Exons: 4
Coding region: 554-2629 (691 amino acids)
Molecular function (GO): protein binding
Source: RefSeq, a predicted model, not a curated record